Gryllus bimaculatus (two-spotted cricket) is the source of this 1760-nucleotide messenger RNA. Lineage: Eukaryota; Metazoa; Arthropoda; Insecta; Orthoptera; Gryllidae. The record is from the annotation of a GenBank genome assembly.
GUUGGCAGAGACUGCGGAGAACGCAGCGUUCGCUAUGAGGUGCCUCACGUGUGUGGUGCUGUCCUGUGUGUUUGCGUUGUGUCAUGGAGCCGUUUUGAAUCGACCUGAUGGAGACGGGCUGCGCAGGCGCCUCUGCGACUCGGCUGCGCGGAAGCUGCGCGUGUGCUGCGGGGAGAACGCCGCCCUCACCGACCUCUCCCCGCCCUUCCAGCGCUCGCGGCGGUCGGUGUCCUCCACCCCUGCGUCCCCGCCUCGGCCGCCGACUCCGGCCACGUCCACACGCGCGACAACGCCCGCUACCAGCCCCGUGGAGACGUCUGCGACACGCUCGCCCAAAGCCACUCCAAGGCCAACUGCAACUCCUGCACCAAAGCCUCCUACACCAGCGUCCAAUGUGACUUCAACAACUCAGACCCCGGCCCUGACUACGCCCUCUGGAAAUGGCAAGCUGCCGAAAAUAUCUCCAAGCGCGCGAGCUUGUGACGAAUUCCGUAAAUUCAAUGAACGAGUGGUUGGAACUUCCCUUUUAAGAAGAAAGAGACGACAAUAUAUGCAGAUAAAUGUAGUCGGAGGAGAAAGAGCUAGAAAUAGAGAGUUUACUUAUAUGGUGGCGAUCGGGUACGUGCGGGGCAACAACAGCGCCAACACGUCGGAGAUCCAGUGGGGCUGCGGGGGCAGCCUCGUCAGCGAGCGCUACGUCCUCACCGCCGCCCACUGCAUCACCGACGCGCUGCGGCAGCGCAUGCGCCCUGAGGUUCUGCGAAUGGGCGUGAACCACCUCUCCGCGGGGGCCCGGCAGCCCGGAGACUUCUCCGUGGAGUCGGUCAGCCUGCACCCGCGCCACGCGCCGCCUCUCAGCUACUUCGACCUGGCGCUGCUGCGCACCGACCGCCCCGUGCUCUUCACGGAGCGCGUGCUGCCCGUGUGCCUGGCCGCGCCAACCACGCACGUCGACGCCAACACCACGCUGCUCGUCGCCGGAUGGGGCGCCGUCGAUCCCGGCGGUUUUGAGCCGUCUGCGGACUUGAAGAAAGCUUUACUUCGCUUUGUGGAUUUGGAUGAAUGCAAGAAGUUUUUUACAACUAGUACGAGUUUACCCAGGGGGUUGGAUGCCGACAUGAUAUGCGCGGCUGAACCCAACAGACAAGCCGAUACCUGUCAGGGCGACUCCGGAGGGCCACUGGCAGUCCGUGGAGCGCAGGGCGACGUGCUGGUGGGCGUGACCAGCUUCGGCGGGAAGCCGUGCGCGGGGUUGAAGCCCGGCGUGUACGCACGCGUGCUACCUGAGCUCCCUUGGAUCGAGAGCGUCGUCUGGAAGUAGCAGCCUUCAAGUACACCCGCCUGAUCUUACCAAAAGGCUUUCAAUAGUUCAUCUAAUAUCUCAAAUAGACGCUGUAAAAGAAGCUGUGAUUUUGAAAGGAAAAAUGUCCACUUUUUCCGCAUAUGUGUAUAUUUGUAAUUUUUCAAGUUAUAGAUCACUUUAAAAAUGAAACUUUUACGUCUUAAAGUAUGUGUUCUAUUGACAACUAAAACUUCUAAUGAUUGAAAAUGAGAAACAUGUUCAGGACUGAUUUAUCUUAAAUACGUAUAGAGCGCACUGAGAAAUUUGCGGAUUCAUUGCACAAUAUGUUUUGAAUAAUUUCCCUAAAUGCUUUCAAGGCAACUCUGAGGACAUCGUAUACUUCGAAACCUGGUAGUCGAACUAUCGUACCUUUUUAAGAAGGCAACCAAGCAUCUUGCUCGUCCUGGCAGUUCUCAUU